AUGCUUUUUUCUUCUUUAUUUAUUUCUUCUGCUAUCUACCUCUUACUUAACUUUCCUUCUUUCUUACACUAUCUCUUAACUUUCUUUUUCUCUUCCUUUCUUUCUUUUUUCUUUCUUUCUUUCUUUCUUUAUUUAUUUCCACUGUUUUUCUUUCUUUUUCCUCUUCUUAUUCUUCUUCGUUGGGAGCCACUUUUCUCUCAUAAAUCGAAUGAAGACGGGGUUAAAUGCUUGCGGGGAAUUGUUUUGUCUGUUUGCCGAGAGGAAGACACAGAAGUGAAAUACGCAGCUGGCUCAGUAGAUUUUUCUUUGUUUUUAUUUGUGUUUUUCUUUCUUAUUUUCUUUCUUUCUUUUUGUCAAUAUUUUCUUCUCUUUUUCAGUUCUGCUUUUUUUCUUUUAUCUUUCGGGUUUUUUCUUCAUUAUUUUCCUUUAAUUCCUCACGAAUUUUGUCUUUUCUUUUUUCUUUUAUAUUUUCUCCUUCUUUCUGUUUUUCUCAGGAGAUCUUAA
Messenger RNA from Acanthosepion pharaonis, 504 nucleotides. The record is from the annotation of a GenBank genome assembly. Lineage: Eukaryota; Metazoa; Mollusca; Cephalopoda; Sepiida; Sepiidae.